GCUUCAGUUCUCUUGCAUUAGCACUGAGAUCAAACCCCUCACACAUGAGAGUGCUGUGGCUGGAAGAGAAUAGAGCAGGAGACUCAGGAGUGAAGCAUCUUUCUUCUCUUCUGGAGGAUCCCAACUGUAAACUGGAGAAACUAGGCCUGUCAAACUGCAGUAUUACAGAGAAAGGCUUCAGUUCUCUUGCAUCAGCACUGAGAUCAAACCCCUCACACAUGAGAGUGCUGGGGCUGGAUGGGAGUAAAGCAGAAGACUCAGGAGUGAAGCAUCUUUCUUCUCUGCUGGAGGAUUCCAACUGUAAACUGGAGUCACUAAACCUGUCAAACUGCAGUAUUACAGAGAAAGGCUUCAGUUCUCUUGCAUCAGCACUGAGAUCAAACCCCUCACACAUGAGAGUGCUGUGGCUGGAUGGGAGUAAAGCAGAAGACUCAGGAGUGAAGCAUCUUUCUUCUCUUCUGGAGGAUCCCAACUGUAAACUGGAGGAACUAGGGUGAGUAUCACAAGACCAAAUACUGAGUUGAUAUCAGUGAAU
Clupea harengus (Atlantic herring) is the source of this 535-nucleotide messenger RNA. RefSeq names its product ribonuclease inhibitor-like. The coding region runs from base 45 to 497 and encodes 150 amino acids. The record is from RefSeq and is a predicted model, not a curated record. The transcript is spliced from 3 exons. NCBI's taxonomy places the organism in Eukaryota, Metazoa, Chordata, Actinopteri, Clupeiformes, Clupeidae.